Oryzias melastigma (Indian medaka) is the source of this 642-nucleotide messenger RNA. Its product is annotated as spatacsin-like. The record is from RefSeq and is a predicted model, not a curated record. NCBI's taxonomy places the organism in Eukaryota, Metazoa, Chordata, Actinopteri, Beloniformes, Adrianichthyidae. Bases 64 to 540 code for a protein of 158 amino acids. The transcript has 4 exons.
CAGGUUUUGUCCUUCAAAGCGGCUCGCUGCUGUGUGCUGCUGAAUGGCCUCUGGCUGCUGCAGAUGGACUUGGCAGAAAACCAACCGCAGCUUCUGUCCUGCUGCAGCGUCCAGCCGACGGACGGCGAGCCCCCUGCAGCUGUGCACCGCUGUGUCUGCGCAGACACCCUGUUCUCCCUCUGCUCCUCCGGACUCAUCUCUGUGCACAGCAUCUCUGAUGGGAGCCUGCUCGCCAGUAUCAACCUACCUGCAUACUUGAGCUUUGUAGCAGCAGAGGGGGACUCUUCCUUCCUCCCGUCCUCCCUCUGCCUCCUCCAGGUGUCCUCUGACCUCAGCACAGCUGUGGCUGUGAGCCACUCUAACACUGCUGUGGCUCUAGACCUCAACCACUACUUCAGAAUGUACCCCGAGCACCUCCUCUGCGCUCCUCCCCCCUGCUCAGCUCCUCUGCGGCCGAAGGAGCCGGUGGACCAGGACAGCCUUCAGUGCAGCAGCUGCAGCCGGGCUGCUCUCAGGCUGCCUUUCAGCAUGGACCGAUAAAAGCCGGCCUUUCUCCUUCGAGUGGGGGGGUUUGUAAGGCGACAAAAGAUCAUUUGUGCAGUGACAUAUUAUUAAGGUUUUUUAGGCUAUUUUGGAGUUUAG